Messenger RNA from Polychytrium aggregatum, 2006 nucleotides. RefSeq lists its product as uncharacterized. NCBI's taxonomy places the organism in Eukaryota, Fungi, Chytridiomycota, Chytridiomycetes, Polychytriales. Gene Ontology annotation, biological process: SCF-dependent proteasomal ubiquitin-dependent protein catabolic process. The record is from RefSeq and is a predicted model, not a curated record. The transcript has 4 exons. Gene Ontology annotation, cellular component: SCF ubiquitin ligase complex. The annotation marks the transcript as partial.
AUGGCCGAGAAAAUGACUUUCCUCACGGGCGGCAUCAACCCCGGUGAUGGUCUCGAGUCCUUUCUCGAUUCAGAGACGCCUCCCGAAAGCCUCGGAAUCUUUAUGAGCGAUCCUCAGCUCAGCAGCGAACCAAGCAUUGCGGAGAGCAGCAGGGUCGAGGACUCAUCGGAGCCAAGCGACUGUGUGGACAGUGCUGUCCAAAGCGCUUCUCGUCCUCACCCGCAACACGUCCUGCAGCAAGCGCUGGCCUUGGAAAGUAUGCACCCCUCUCUUCCUCGGAGGUAUCAUGGAAAGGUUCCAGAGAUCACGUUGCACGGACCACCGAGCAAUGCAGCCGAGUCUAUCGAGGGUCUUUCUCACGGAAGCUCCGAAACCAGCAAAGCAGCGCCGAUCGACCCCAGCGAAACGAUGCUAUCGCAGGGGAUAGGAAUGGGCUCGCCCAUGGUGUACUCGGCAGAGAACGAGCACUCGAGCUCCAAUGCCUAUACUCCCGUCGCAGACGAUCCCGACAUCAGCGCACUCGACACUGAGGACCCAAGCCAGCUGCCUCGAUCAAUUCUCAAUGGCAAGCCCUGCCCGAAUGGAGCUCUCCCGCACAUGUUCUCUUCUCAGCCAGUCUCCCAGAACCAGCCACAGCGACAAUCGGACAUGGCACGACGGACUCCUCCCAAAACAACACAGCAUCAAUCAUUCGGUUCGGUAUCUCGGCGGUCGUCUGGGGAAGCGCUUGAGGAUUGGAUUGUGCCAUCAUCGCCGCUGGCUGGACCAGUUGCUGCCGUCACCGCAGCGACCCUCGACCGACACAUCAUCCGUCUCAUCACUCAUUGGUGUACGAAAGUAUAUGUCUCGAUGGCGAGCGGCCCCUCAUCGUAUGCGCCGUAUGCUAAAUUGGUCAAGAGCCUCUACGUCGCCCGACCGCUCGCCGAGAAAGUCUUGGCUGGAGACCUCGAUAUCGUCUUGCAGCUGCUUUUCAACCUCGAGCAGUUCAAGAUCGAUGCUGCUCUCUCGACAACCAACAUUCUUGUGCAGUCUCUGGGAGACCACGGCAGGCAGCUGCGAUCGGUGGCACUGAGCGGAUCGCCGGUGACCGAUGCCUCGAUUCUCGUGCUGAUCCAGUCCUGCAAGCAGCUGCAACACUUGGAACUGGGCGAUACACUCUGUACUUGCGGCGUCCUUGACCUUGUUGUGUCUCACGGGCCUUCGAUCCAGAACCUUGAUUUGCGGAGAGCGUUGGCGGCAUCGAGACCCUUGACUUGGAAUCCGCAAGCCGGGGCGCAGAUACACAACCGGACACCGGUGUCGCUUGCAAAGUUGGAUCUGACUCAGUCCAAGACGACAAACGAGCUCAUAUGGUUCUCGAUUCCGAUGUGCCGGCAUCUGGUCUGGGUCCAGAUUUCGGGAUGCACCGAGCUUGGCGAUGAAUCUGUUAUUCAAAUUGUCAAGGCUUGUCGGCUGCUGGCCUAUCUGGACUGCAGCUCCGUUGCAAUUACAGAUCUGGCGCUACUAGCCAUCGGGAUGUACUCGACAAAGCUCAGACUACUAAGGUGCAGUUGCUGCAGCAGCAUCACCGCCGAAGGCGUUCGGUUUGCCGUCACUGGAUGUCCGAUCAUCGAGGAGCUGGAUCUGGACGACUGCCCAGCGGUCCAAGAAUCGUUCGUGUCCGAGUACAGCCUGGAUCGGAGCGAAGGUCGAUGUCGAAUCAUGGGUGACUCAAUCAAAUGGCUGGCCCGAUACUUUAGAGUAUUGAAGAAGAAAGAGCAAGAUGACAUUGCCGAGGAGCUUGUUCCUGGGGUUUCCGAUAUGGAGUACUCGCAGCACCCCGGGAGCCGCGCACACAGCCAGAGUCGACUCGAGGCCGAGCCGAGUUUGUAUCGGAGCCAGCAGAUAGCCAACGAACAGAGUGCCUCGGCUGGCCAAAGCUAUGGCAGUCUGGGAGAUUCUCCAAGCAAGGUGGCAUUACGAAAGUCGUCUCUGGAUGGAGCCGUGCAAACCAGUUCCAAGGGCGA